Molecule: messenger RNA, 562 nt
Organism: Prorocentrum cordatum
Lineage: Eukaryota; Dinophyceae; Prorocentrales; Prorocentraceae
Source: the annotation of a GenBank genome assembly
CGGGGCACAGCGGUCGCGCGCGCGGGCGCCCCGGAGAUCCGUGGGCGCAAAGCCCGCGUCGCCUGCCCCCAAAAAAUCUGGAGGGGAAGUGAGACAGGAGGGCGAGAAGCAGAAGGGCAAGGACGGAAGGGAGCAGGACAAGAGGAGGAGCAGGAGCAGGAGCAGGAGCAGGAGCAGGAGCAGGAGGUGGAGGCCGCCCCGAGGCAGGCGCACUGUUCUGCAGCGUGCCGGGGAGGCGUGCCAGCGCGGGCCCCGGGGGGCCCCCGGCGCCAAGGCACGCGCCGAGCAAUUCUGGGCGCUCCGGCCUGCGGGCGGGGGAGCAGCACGGGCUUUUACGGCCAGAGGCCCCGAGGGCGGCAGCACCAGCAAUCUCCCGACGGGGAGGGGGGCCCCCCCGAUGUCGGUGCUGGCUGCAGCUUCCAGGCCUCCGAGACAGGAGGGGAUUGCACUCCGCCUCAAUUUACCGCCGCGCCAGCGACGGAAAAGCUGGCAGCAUGCGCGCUCGCCCCGGCCACUUCGCGGACGCCAGGCCAGCCAGAGCGUCUUCCUCCUCUUCCUCCCC